This is a messenger RNA of Nicotiana attenuata, 2139 nucleotides long. RefSeq lists its product as uncharacterized. The transcript has 2 exons. Gene Ontology annotation, molecular function: protein binding. Lineage: Eukaryota; Viridiplantae; Streptophyta; Magnoliopsida; Solanales; Solanaceae. The record is from RefSeq and is a predicted model, not a curated record. The coding region runs from base 215 to 1843 and encodes 542 amino acids.
CCUUUCCUUUAGAUCUUUUAUUUUGAUUGAUGAGGCGUUUGAACGUUAUUAUCAGAAGAAAUCUAAAGAUUACAUUGCUCUUUCGAAAAGGGAAAAAAAGAAAGAAAAAAAGCAAAAAGGUUUCCUUCUAAAGCCACCAAAAUAAAAUCCCAUUCUUCCUCUCUCACGCUUUGUUGCCAAACAUACCAGAUCCCCCGCCACCAUUUACGCCUAAAUGGACCCACCUCCGCCGUCUACCACCACGGAUUCCCUCUUGGACCUGCCACCUCUUCCCACUUCCACCACCAAGGUCCGCCUUUUAUGCAGCUACGGUGGGCAUAUAGUUCAACGUCCCCACGAUAAAUCCCUCUGCUACGCCGGCGGUGACAACCGUGUCGUCUCCGUUGACCGUCGUACCACCGCCGCGUCCCUUUCCGCCCUUACUGCCCAUCUUUCCCGUUCCCUUUACGGCAACCGUCCGUUUUAUCUCAAAUACCAGCUUCCUAACGAGGAACUUGACUCUCUUAUCUCUGUCACAACCGAUGAGGACUUACAGAACAUGCUUGAGGAACACGAUAGGAUCACCUGUGGCUCUGUUACAUCUUCCCGUAUCAGGUUAUUUCUCUUUCCUGUAAAGCCUGAAUCCUUAGGCUCGGCUUUACUUGAUUCUAAAGCGGAUUCUUGGUUCUCCGAUGCUUUGAAUAAUACCCGGAUUGCUAGAAGGGGCCAAUCUACUGAUUCCGGUUUUGUGAAUGAGCUUAUCGGGUUUGAAAAUAUGGGUGGGUCUAAUUCUGCAGAGGGUCAGGGUGAAAAUUUGAGUGCCAAGCAAGGAUUGGAGCUUGGGGGUGGUUCAGUGCCUGAGUCUUUGGUUUUGGAGACUAGCUCAUCUUUUGGUUCGACCAGUUCUUCCAUUUCAAUGUCUAAUUUGCCUGCUAUUGGAGUUCAAUCCGAGGAUGGUGGUGCCAAUUUGCAGGACAAAAGGGUUAGAGUGCCCUCAUCAGCUUCACUAGAGAGUGAUAACAGUGUUGGAAGUACUAGUUUUCAACCAAAAGUUGGGAUUCACCAAGAGCCACUUGUUCAAGUUGUGUCCAGUAUGGCCUCACAUAGUCUUAUCGAAGUAGAAGGCUCCAUGGCAAAUCCCUCUCUCAUUCAGACGCCAAAAAUGGUUCAGGUUUCUGGUUAUCAAUUACCUCAGACAUUGGAUGGGAAGCAGCCGCAACAAGGCAUGCAAUAUGUUCAUGGUGGUGCCUGUUAUGUACCACACUAUCCUAGCGGUCCACUGCCAGUAUCAUCCUGUUAUCCGUUUUAUCAGCUUCCCAUGCAGCAGCCACAACAAAGUCCUUAUCCAAUGAAUCAACAAUACCCAAUAUACUUAGUUCCAGUGCAGCCAAUGCAAUCCCAGAGUAUGCCGGUGCAGCCAAACAUUAAUCAUACAGCAGUGAUUGGCCCCAAUCGCCCCCCCUUGCAUCCACAAAGUGUCAUGAGCCCUCCAUCAAUAGUUUAUAAGGAGGUUAUGACGGCUCAAUCAGUACCUGAGUUGGGUUCUAAAGUUUAUACAACAGUCCCAGCAGCAACACCACCCAUUAGUGCACCUUGUCAAAGUCAGCAACACUAUACUGCCCCUCCUGAGCCACAGCUUGGUUCCCAACCUAUCUUAACUGCAUCAGUUCCUGCUGCAAAUGAAGCAAAUGAGAUUGAGGAUGAUCUUGCAUACAGUCAGAUAUAUAAGUCUCAGCCUCCUCCACCCUCGUUCAUUUCCCAGUGCCAAACCAUUACAAAGGGGGCGGCAGUAUUACUUUCAGAGUCUUCAAUGCAGCUGCACAGUAACAAUGUGAUGAACCAGGCACCAUCACAUCCUCAGUGAGGCUGUGAAAAGAAGAGCAAAAGUUUUGAUAGUGGUUCAUCUUUUCUUAUAGUUCACAACUUUUAAAAUUUAUUCUUUCAUCUUGUUUGAGGCACAUAAACCAUAAGUUUUUCUUGUGCAAUUUGUUUGUCUCUUUAUAUAAUAUUUGGUAGUAUUUCCCAUACUCUGAGCGCAUCCCAACCAAAAAAAAAAAAGAAAGAACAAAAAAAAAAGAAGGAAAUUUAGAAAUUGGUGGACUGAAAGUUUUGGUUUGUAUGUGUCAUGAUAUAUUUGAUGAAUAAUAGUGUUUUUAUUUA